AUGAAGGGCUUUGGAAACGCCGUACGGGCUGCGCCCCGGAUUCCGACUUCCCUCACCCGGUGCCGACUCAGCAACACGGCACACGGAGCGGCAACGAUACCCGCGCUCAGGCCAAGGCAGCAGCGCGGCAACGUCCGAUAUGCCUCCGACACUGCCAACACACGUCUCAAGAAGACGCCCUUGUACGACCUGCACAUUGCCCAGGGAGGCAAGAUGGUGCCCUUUGCUGGCCACAGCAUGCCUGUCCAGUACGCCAACGCCUCGCUAGCCGAGUCUCACCACUUUACUCGCAGCCAUGCGUCGCUCUUUGACGUCAGCCACAUGGUCCAGCACGUAUUCAAGGGCCCCAAUGCUGCCGCUUUUCUUGAGAAGUUGACGCCCUCUGGAUGGAGCAACCAGGGUAUGAUGCAAAGCAAGCUGACCACGUUCCUGUGGCCCGGGACCGGUGGCAUCGUCGACGACUCUGUCGUCACGCGGAUAGGCGAGGACGAGUUCUACGUGGUAACUAAUGGCGCAUGCCUCGAAAAGGACUGCAAGUACCUGGACGAGGAGCUGGGCAAGUUUGGUGCCGGUGUUGAGUGGACCAGGCUGGACGGCUCCGGCCUCGUUGCUCUCCAGGGUCCGCAGGCCGCCGAGAUUCUCCAAGAAGCCCUGGCAAGCAAGGUCAAUCUGGAUAAGCUGUAUUUUGGCAACGCGAUUUAUGCCGACCUCAAGCUGGCCGAUGGCAGCAAGACGCAUCCCGUCUUGAUUAGCCGCGGGGGCUACACCGGCGAGGAUGGGUUCGAAAUCUCCUUCAACGGUAAGCUGUAUCCCGUCCUGGAGACGACGGGCCCUGCCGUCGAGUCUCUGCUCAGGAUGGCUGGACCUGAGCGCCUGCAGCUCGCUGGCCUGGGUGCUCGCGACUCCCUCCGUCUGGAGGCGGGCAUGUGUCUGUAUGGCAACGACCUCGAUGACACCACAACCCCCGUCGAGGCCGGUCUCGCCUGGGUCAUUCCCAAGGACCGCCGCGCCACUGGCGGCUUCCACGGCGCCGAGGUGAUCAUCCCUCAAUUGACCCCCAAGAGCAAGGGUGGUGCCGGCGUUGAGCGUCGACGUGUCGGUUUCGUCGUCCAAGGCGCCCCCGCUCGUGACGGCGCCGAGGUUCAGAGAGGCGGCGAGACUGUUGGCAACAUCACCAGCGGCGUUCCUAGCCCUACUUUGGGUCAGAAUAUUGCCAUGGGCUACGUCAAGGAUGGUCUGCACAAGGCAGGCACUGAGCUGGACGUUGUGGUCCGUGGACGCAAGCGAAAGGGCAUCGUCACCAAGAUGCCCUUUGUGCCCACACGCUACCACAAGGCCGAGUAG
Metarhizium album ARSEF 1941 is the source of this 1344-nucleotide messenger RNA. Its product is annotated as glycine cleavage system T protein. The record is from RefSeq and is a predicted model, not a curated record. The transcript has a single exon. Gene Ontology annotation, biological process: glycine catabolic process. Gene Ontology annotation, cellular component: mitochondrion. The coding region runs from base 1 to 1344 and encodes 447 amino acids. Gene Ontology annotation, molecular function: aminomethyltransferase activity; protein binding. Lineage: Eukaryota; Fungi; Ascomycota; Sordariomycetes; Hypocreales; Clavicipitaceae.